AUGGAUAUGGCUAAGCAGAGCAUGAGCGUAGAAUUCAAGGAUGGAACAGUGAAGUGUCUUUUGAAGGAGAUACAGGCACAGAUAGACAAGAUUGUGUUUAUACAUGCGAAUCCAACACAGUAUACAGAAAUAAAGAAAGCGAUUGGCAAAGACAUGCGGAAAACAAGCAUUGAGAGUGCAAGGAUUAUUGAGAAGAGCAUUGAGCGAAUGGACAAAGUGAAUGCGUUGCUGAGCCCGGCUCAGGAAAAAGCAGGUGUGGCAGGAUGUUUACGGUCACAGCUGCAGGAUGUGUGCAAAAGGCGUGCAGGAGCAUUUGAUGAAGGCAGAUGCUGCGCAUUGUUGGCAAGCAGCCGAGUUGAGACGAUUCUUUCGCACAGAAAGGCAGCCAUCAAAGGCAAGGGAAAGAGCCUGAGCUAUGAAUUCAGAGAAAGGCUGAUUGGGUUUGUGCAGAAGCGAGGCGGCAUUCUGUGGGAGAAUGAGCGGAUUGAUGAGCUUGUGAAGUCAUUCAUGAAGGAGUAG
Molecule: messenger RNA, 519 nt
Organism: Ordospora pajunii
Lineage: Eukaryota; Fungi; Microsporidia; Ordosporidae
Exons: 1
Coding region: 1-519 (172 amino acids)
Source: RefSeq, a predicted model, not a curated record